Molecule: messenger RNA, 1329 nt
Organism: Phytophthora infestans T30-4
Lineage: Eukaryota; Oomycota; Peronosporomycetes; Peronosporales; Peronosporaceae
Product: alanyl-tRNA synthetase domain-containing protein 1, putative
Exons: 4
Coding region: 1-1329 (442 amino acids)
Biological process (GO): regulation of translational fidelity; tRNA aminoacylation
Molecular function (GO): ATP binding; Ser-tRNA(Ala) deacylase activity; aminoacyl-tRNA ligase activity
Source: RefSeq, a predicted model, not a curated record
AUGCCUCCGACAGGAGCUGCUGCCUCCGCUGCUGCUGCGGCGUCAAUCGCCUCAAGAUUGACUCGUAUCGAUCUUACCCCCGCGCCGCCUGGGGCUCUCGCUUGCCAGCAGGAUUCAUCGCUGCGCUCACUGCGUACAACUGUGCACGCCUGUCGUGAACACGUCGUACCUGCCACCAAAAAGACCAAGGCCCAGCGCUUCUACGAGCUCGAGCUUCACGACACUGUGCUCUUUCCCGAGGGCGGAGGCCAGCCUUGGGAUACCGGCAACAUCGAUGGCGUGCAAGUGGACCAGGUAUAUGUCCAGGACGGCCGCUGUCUGCACCGCAUUCCUGUGAAGGAUGGAGCCAAGGCUCCGUUUGUGGAGGGUCAAGAGGUUGUCGCCGUCGUGGACUGGGCUCGCCGCUUCGACCACAUGCAGCAACACUCGGCGCAGCACCUUUUCAGCGCAGUCGCAGAGAGGUAUGGGUAUGAUACUACUACGUGGUCACUUGGAGAGGAGCGUUGCAACGUGGAGCUCGAGAAGAACGUGAUCCCCUCCGAGACGCUACAGAAGAUCGAGGAGGAAGUGAAUCAAGCCAUCGUGUCAAGUCUUACUAUGACCCCGUCGUUCGCCAAACCGGGAACGAAGGAGUGGGAAAAGAUUGCCGCGAAAUUUGACCCUGGACAGAUGCCAAAAGCGAUGCGAAUUGUGACCAUCGAUGGUCUGGAUGUGAACCCUUGCUGCGGUACACAUGUUCAGAACUUGGCACAACUCCGGUCUCUGCGCGUUCUGAGUACGGAGCUCGCUCGUGGAGCUUCUCGCGUCUGGUUUGUUGCUGGCGAACGAGUCAACCGCGAGUUUUCGCGUAUGUUGAAAAAUGAACACGCUCUAACGAAGCUGUUAAGUAGUGCACCGGAUGAUCACGCUUCUCGAGUUGAGAAGUUACUGCAGUUCCAGAAGAGCACCACGAAAGAACUUAAAAGCCUGCAGAAGGAACUUGCAGCCUCCAUCGCGCGUGACCUGGUAGCACAGACCAGCCAAGGUGUCGUCACUUACCACCGUGAUGAAGGUGAUCUCGGCUUCUUGCAGACGUUGUUGGGUCUGCUUGGAGACACGAAGAAGGAUGCAGUGUUUGUUCUCACGGCUGGUGAUGUGCGAGGUGAAGGCUUGUUCCUUGUUGCUGGACCUCCCGAGUUCAUCAUCGCUCACGGAAAGUCUGUGCUGCCUAUUAUCGACGGAAAGGGCGGCGGUGGCAAGAACGGUAUCAUUCAAGGCAAAGCGAAGGGCUUAAACAAGGUCGAUAUGUUGGUCGAGAAGCUACAGAAAUUGCGCCUUCAGCAAAUUUGA